Molecule: messenger RNA, 336 nt
Organism: Triticum turgidum subsp. durum (durum wheat)
Lineage: Eukaryota; Viridiplantae; Streptophyta; Magnoliopsida; Poales; Poaceae
Source: the annotation of a GenBank genome assembly
AUGCUCUUCUCUUCUCUUCUCUUCUCCGAGAUGGCAGUUGACCACGCCGACAAGGAGAAUCUGCCGCCUUCAACCGCCGCCGUCGCCCGUCCUCAUGUCGUAGCUGUCAGGAGCUGCAAGCUGAAGCUGCUCGGGAGGGCGCAGUGGCGGGUGCCGCUCAGGGACAUCACCAACCUCUUCGUUGCCGGGUCUGCGGUUGCCGAGUGGCAGCAGGCCCUGCUCCAGCAGCCGCGGCACGAGGGGUCAGCGGCGGCGGAGCUGGCCGUGAAGAUUGGCCCUGCCGGUGGUGCGGCACUGAAGCCUGGCAGAUACUUGCUCCGGAAGGAGUUUAGAUAG